Rotaria sordida is the source of this 1229-nucleotide messenger RNA. The record is from the annotation of a GenBank genome assembly. Lineage: Eukaryota; Metazoa; Rotifera; Eurotatoria; Philodinida; Philodinidae.
AUGCUGCAAUUAUGGUUGCUUGGAUUAACUAUGUUACAAAUAGCCUCGGUGAUAGACACUUCAUCGCUAGCACAUACGGUUUUCUUGCCAUCAGACAAAUCGUCGAAUCCAUUUAGCGAUCGAUUUAUACAAAGAAUAGUGACAAUGGAUCGCAAGCUACUGUAUACGAUUCCACCCAUGAGUGAUGAUCAGUUUCUCUUGGAACUAGCACAAGAUAUAGACACCUCUUUCGAAGGUCCUCUACUCCGUUUGAACGAUGAUGAUGAUUUUGAUGACUCGAUAUUUGAUGAUAAAUUGGAUGAUCAACUAGCUAUGCAGGAUAAAAUCGACGGUGAAUGGGAACAUCUAAUGACGGCUGGGCCAUUAGUGGUCAACUAUAUUUCCAAUCUUCUUGUGUUGGCUAGUAAAAGAGAUUUUCCCUUAUCGCGACCACCAGUCUUCUCUUUUCAACACAUCAAAGAUCCGGAUUCUUUUCGAGCAACUCUAUCCCAAGUGGUCGGUGCUAUGUAUUCGGCAUUAAUAGGCGCUCAUACGGCCAUGGAUCGUAUUCAACUCAAUGUGCAACAAGUUCCUGGCCACGUAAAAACAGCUCUCAAAUUGGUGAUUGCUGGUUCACCAUUGCUCAUCCAACUCAUGCUACAGAAAACACUGGAAACUAUCAGUCGGAUCGCUACAGAAAGUGCUGGACAUGCUCAAGCAACUUUCAAUAAAUUCGUGGCUUUGCAAGACCUUGUUGCCGAAAUCAUCGAAGCGAAUGUAAACACCCAAUCGACUCAGUCGAAUGUUGUCGCACAAAUUCAAGCACAAAUCAAUGCAACUAAACAAGAACAGCUUCAACUCAACGCCAGUAUUAAUAGUAUCACUGCUCAGUAUGAAGAUGCUCGAAAAGAGGUGGAGAAAGCUCGAAAAGAAUAUCAGGAAGCUUAUAAUGCCAUUCCAAUGUUGCGUGGUUGGUUCAAGAGAAUUUUUCGUAAAAUUAUCAAUUUUGUAGUCAAAGUUAUCACUGCUCCAUUGCGCAUCCUUGGCUGUAUCCUGGGUAUGUGCUAUACAAAUCAGGACGCGUUGAAUGCAGCUGCAGAGACAGCCAAACAGAAUGCUAAAGCAAAGGCUGAACAGCUUUUAAAAGUUUUGCAAGAAGCAGAAAAACGUCAGCAAGAAUUUGCGCAGCAACAAAUUGCCGAACAACAGAAAUUAGCAACAAUUAUAAAUCGAAUUGCUGCAUUGGAUUU